AUUCAAUUCCCAUCUGCGAUCUUCCCUCACCCCUUGCCUCCCUCGAUUUUACGACCCGCCCACAAGAAACUCCAUCGAUCGCACUCCAUGGACGAGAGGAUUGCGAUGAACCGGGACGACCCCGCCGCGGACGCGGCUGCAGUCCUGGUUCUGGCGGGCUACGGCGUUCUUGAUCUUGCGACGCCGCCGCCGCCGCCUUCGGGUUUUGCUGCGGCGGGCGGGGAACAAGAAGAUGCCGCGGUUCUUGCGGAUGGGGAGAUGGAGGCGGUGGAUUCCGAUGACGACGACAGCGAUGACGCGGCAGGUUCGUCUUCGCCGUGCCCGUGCGACUGGUGCCGGAGCCAAUCGAUCCUCUCGGGCGAGCAACAGCCGGAGGAAGAACCCCAGGAGGCGCGCCUCGACGAGGCGUUCUACGGCAGCGACGAUGACGAUGACGACGAGGUCGACGUGCCGCUCAAGAUCGACGGCGGCGAUCAAACGGCCUGCUCAAGCCGUGAGUCGAAAUCGAUGCCUCUAAUCCCCCGGCGUUUCGUCCCGCUCCCGGAAGGCCGGAACUUCGUCGGCCCGGCCCCGCGGUUCGCCUCGGCUGGGAACACCGCCGGCUUCCUGCGGGUCUACGCCGAGGACGAGGAGACCCACGAAGAAGAAGAAGGCAAGAAGCAGCGGAAGGAGAUCCUGGUGCUCUACCGCUGCACCCGCUUCGUCUCCAACGGCAGGAGAGGCGGCCGUGGCGUGAAGGCGAGCGGGGGCGCGAAGCUGCACGAGCUGCGGUUCGUCGUCCCGGACACCGGCGACGCGGCGGGCUCGCUGCCGUGGGCCGGGUCGUCGCUGGCGCCGCUGAUCUACCCCGUGCGCCACAGCAGGGCGCUCCAGGCGCUGUGGUCGCGCUUGGUCUCCACGGUGCGCGUCCCGCCGCGGGCGGGGCGCGUCCAGGUGCUUGCCGAUGUCGGCAUCCUCCGGCGCCGGGACUACACACCGAGGCGCAUGGAGCGCGUGCGCGCCAGGCUGGAACGGAUGAUGGCCGCACCCUGGCCCGGGUACCACGUCGCCAUGGAGCUGCAGCUGCCCGAGCCAGUUCUUCUGGGCGCGAACGCAGAGGCCGCCGGCGACGAGGAGGACGACACUGACGGUGGGCGGCCGGCGAAGAGGAGGAAGGUCGUGGCGGAUGUCGCCGGGCAGGAGUGCCCCGUUUGCUUCGAGCUGCUCGAGAGCGGCCUCGCCGCGUGGCCCGGGUGCUCCCUGCCCCAUGUCUUCCAUGGCGAAUGCUUGGAGCUCUGCCUCAAGGAGAGCGAGGCGUGCCCCAUCUGCAGGCGCAAGCUGUCGGCUCCGACAGAUGGAUGAAUGCUAAGCGAGCGACAGACAAGCUGUAGCGUUUUUUGAAGGGAAUGCAGUUGCAUCUUCCUUUAUGCAGCUAGAACAAGUUUCCUUCAGAUUUUGUUGUUGUUUCAAGAAUUCUUCAGAGAUGAACUGAACUAGGUUAUGAGAUGUAUUUGAUGGGAACAUACCACUGUAAAAAAACCAUGUUUGAUCAA
Messenger RNA from Brachypodium distachyon (stiff brome), 1532 nucleotides. RefSeq lists its product as uncharacterized. Lineage: Eukaryota; Viridiplantae; Streptophyta; Magnoliopsida; Poales; Poaceae. The record is from RefSeq and is a predicted model, not a curated record. The coding region runs from base 88 to 1341 and encodes 417 amino acids. The transcript has a single exon.